Pteronotus mesoamericanus is the source of this 450-nucleotide messenger RNA. RefSeq names its product 60S ribosomal protein L28-like. The record is from RefSeq and is a predicted model, not a curated record. Gene Ontology annotation, biological process: translation. NCBI's taxonomy places the organism in Eukaryota, Metazoa, Chordata, Mammalia, Chiroptera, Mormoopidae. Bases 37 to 450 code for a protein of 137 amino acids. Gene Ontology annotation, molecular function: structural constituent of ribosome. Gene Ontology annotation, cellular component: ribosome; cytosolic large ribosomal subunit. The transcript has a single exon.
CCGUCUCCGACUGUUGCUGUGAGAGGAGCUUCUGCCAUGUCCGCCCACCUGCAAUGGAUGGUCAUCCGGAACUGCUCUAGUUUCUUGAUCAAAAGGAACAAGCAGAUGUACAGCACCGAACCCAAUAACCUGAAGGCCCACAACUCCUUUCACUACAACGGGCUAAUUCACCGCAAGACGGUGGGCAUGGAGCCAGCGGCCGAUGGCAAAGCUGUGGUGGUCAUCAUGAAGUGGAGAUCCGGCCAGCGAAAGCCAUCCACCUCCUGCGUGCGGACCACCAUCUACAAGAAUGCCCAGGCCAUGCUGAGCAGCAUCCAGCACAUGAUCUGCACGAACAAGUACCGCCCAGAUCUGCGCAUGGCCGCCAUCCGCAGGGCCAGUGCCAUCCUGCGCAGCCAGAAGCCCGCGAUGGUGAAGAGGAAGCGGGCCCGCCCCACCAAGAGAUCCUGA